AUCAGUGGGAGGAGCCGGGUCUGACCAGUACCGGUUGAGAUGGCUGAAGGGCUGAGGCACAUAUUUCUGCGGCCAGUCAGCGAGCAGAGAGUGACAGUUUAUGGUUAACCAAUCAACGGAUGAGUCGAGUUGAUGGACGGGAGCUUCAAACUAAUCGACGGGAACGGGGAUUGAAUGACAGCAGCCGAUAUCCAAUCUUCUGGGGAAACCGGAGACUGACAGUGGUUCCGAGCCAAUCAAGCAGCAGAGGGGGCUCAGGGUUAUGCCAACUGCUGCUCCAUCCUCCUGACCACCCUUCAGCAUGGAGUUCCCUGACCACAGUAAGCACUUGCUGCAGAGCCUGCGAGAGCAGCGACACCAGGGCUUCCUCUGCGACUGCACCAUCAUGGUGGGCAACACCCAGUUCCUAGCACACCGGGCCGUGCUGGCCUCCUGCAGCACCUUCUUCCACAUGUUCUACAAGGAGCGGCUGGACAAGCGGGACCUGGUCUGCAUCAACAAUGAGAUUGUCACAGCACCAGCCUUCGGGCUGCUGUUGGAGUUCAUGUACGAGGGCAUGCUGGCCUUCAACAACACUCCAGUGGAGGAUGUGCUGGCUGCUGCAAGCUACCUGCACAUGAAUGAUAUUGUCAAGGUCUGCAAGAAGAAGCUGCAGGCGCGGGCACUGGCAGAGGCUGACAGCACUAAGAAGGAGGAGGACUCCCCAGCCAGCUCUGAGUUCCUGCCCAGCACCUCCAAGUACCAGCUGCAGAGCCCUGAGGUCCCGCCACCACCUCUGCAUCUGUGUGAAGCAGGAAAGAACACGAAGGAGGAGUGGAAGAAUAACCCCUUGGAGAAAGCAGGCCCCCAGCAGCCUCCAGCACCAACUGCAGACAUGGCAGAUACUACCCAGCCAGGUAUGGAGGGUGACUCCCCCCGUGGCCCCGUCUUGGGUAGGCCUCUCCCCCCAGCCACUGCAGACCUGUCCCUGUCCAGCCCCAGCAGCUCCACCGAAACCAUCUCCCACAACUACUUUCCCCCAGGCAAUGUGGUGGAGGCACCAUCCAGCCUGGAAACCAUCCCUGAAAGCUUAGCUGUGGAGCCACGGGUGGGCAACUUAGAAGGCUUCUACCCCAAGGAGCUGAACAGGGGCCCCAUCAAAGUGAAGGUGGAAGCCAUUGUGAUCUCUGAUGAGGAGCCGGACACAGUGGAGCAGCUGGAGAGGCGGAGCAUGGAAAUGAGGAUGGAGAGCAUCUUCCAGAGGCCCACAGUGGAGGUAGGGCCAGCUGGGGGCUGCAACCGCCACCCCGAUGGCUUUGAGGAGCCCAGUGGCAUGGAGGAGGUGUCCUCAGAGGGCGGCUUCCUUCCACAGGAGCAUCUCCCCUACCAUAUGAUCCCAGUGCCGGGUGGACAGGGCUACUCCAACAUGGUGACACCACCCCUGCAUGAGCAGAUGUACCUGCCAGAGUACGAGGCACACCCCAACUUCGGUAUCUUCACUGAGGACGUCCCCACCUGCAAGACAUGUGGCAAGACCUUCUCCUGCUCCUACACGCUGCGGCGCCAUGCCACUGUGCACACACGCGAGCGCCCCUAUGAGUGCCGCUACUGCAUGCGCAGCUACACCCAGUCUGGGGACCUGUACAGGCACAUCCGGAAGGCCCACAAUGAAGACCUGACAGCCAAGCGCUGUAAACAGGACGUGGAGAACCCCUCGUAGUGAACCCACAUCUGCCCCACCCAGGGAUAUAAGACAUGCUGGACGCUGCUAAGCAGUACAGGGGAAGCCUUUGGAUUCUCUCCUGUAGAGAUGGGUUGGGGGUGUGGUGAGGCCCCCCCAAAUGCUAGCAGGGGAUUUUGAACUCUGUUCAGGAGACACAGGGACCAUAGACACAGGGACCUAACUCCAAACUAGCAGCUGCCCUGGCUCAUGCCCUUGAUCAAUCAUCUUCCUGCCUAAGCCACAUGUACCACCUCCAUGCCUCCUGGAAGGAGUCACUGUCAUUUCUUAUACAGGGUAGACCUGGGCACUGGCCUUUCCCCCUUGGACUGUUGCCAGCUUUGUAAAUAGUUUGGAAAUAGCUGCAUUGAUCAAAAUAAUUUAAAUUCUAA
Gopherus flavomarginatus (Mexican gopher tortoise) is the source of this 2091-nucleotide messenger RNA. It is a transcript of the gene ZBTB3, whose product is annotated as zinc finger and BTB domain containing 3. The coding region runs from base 302 to 1699 and encodes 465 amino acids. The transcript has 2 exons. The record is from RefSeq and is a predicted model, not a curated record. Gene Ontology annotation, biological process: regulation of transcription by RNA polymerase II. NCBI's taxonomy places the organism in Eukaryota, Metazoa, Chordata, Testudines, Testudinidae. Gene Ontology annotation, cellular component: nucleus. Gene Ontology annotation, molecular function: RNA polymerase II cis-regulatory region sequence-specific DNA binding; protein binding; DNA-binding transcription factor activity, RNA polymerase II-specific.